GAAUUUACUGGUUGCGUGAGAGUUUCGUCAUUGUGAUUUGAACCACGCACUGGUGAUUUUCGUUUUUAGAAGCUAUCUUUUUUAUUCAAUACGCAAAAAUGUCUGGACGUGGUAAAGGAGGAAAAACAAAGGCAAAAUCCAAGUCUCGCAGUAGCCGAGCAGGAACAAUGUUUCCAGUAGGUAGACUUCAUCGUCUUCUUCGAAAAGGAAAUUAUGCAGAACGUAUUGGAAGUGGUUCAUCUGUUUAUCUAGCAGCUGUGCUAGAAUAUUUAUCUGCUGAAGUUCUGGAGUUAGCAGGAAACGCGGCUAGAGAUAAUAAAAAAGCCAGAAUCUUGCCACGACAUUUACAACUUGCCAUUCGAAACGAUGAAGAACUGAAUAAACUACUGUCUGGAGUAACAAUUGCUCAAGGAGGAGUUUUACCAAAUAUUCAAGCUAUUUUGUUGCCUAAAAAGACUUCAGGUGCUGCACCACCAACUGUCAAAGAAAACAAAGCUUCUCAAGAAUAUUAAAUGUUAAAAAUUAAUAUUUAAGUUGAUUUAACUCGACAUUUUUUCAUAUAUAAGUAAUUUUUAAGUGUCGAUAUUUUUCUAUUAAAAUAAUUUGUGUAUAACUUUCAUAUUUUACUACAUAUAAUACCUGUAUUUAUAAAAACAUCUAUACCUCACUUAAUUAUUUUUCAAAUAGUAAAUGUGCCACACAUGACAAUCAUUACAUCGCAUUUAAAAAUUCCAUGUCUUAAAGUUAUAGUUGUAAGUUCACUGAAUUAUUGUCAACCGUUUCUUCAUUUGUGAAUACUCCAUGUAUAAACAUUAUGUAAAAAUUGAAUAAUUAUAGGAGAUUUUGAUAUAAA
This is a messenger RNA of Chelonus insularis, 853 nucleotides long. RefSeq names its product histone H2A-like. The record is from RefSeq and is a predicted model, not a curated record. The transcript has 3 exons. Gene Ontology annotation, biological process: heterochromatin formation. Gene Ontology annotation, cellular component: chromatin; nucleosome. Gene Ontology annotation, molecular function: protein heterodimerization activity; structural constituent of chromatin; DNA binding. The coding region runs from base 99 to 512 and encodes 137 amino acids. Lineage: Eukaryota; Metazoa; Arthropoda; Insecta; Hymenoptera; Braconidae.